Molecule: messenger RNA, 1520 nt
Organism: Benincasa hispida (wax gourd)
Lineage: Eukaryota; Viridiplantae; Streptophyta; Magnoliopsida; Cucurbitales; Cucurbitaceae
Gene: ZIP1
Product: zinc transporter 1 precursor
Biological process (GO): zinc ion transmembrane transport
Cellular component (GO): plasma membrane
Molecular function (GO): zinc ion transmembrane transporter activity
Source: RefSeq, a predicted model, not a curated record
UUGUUCACUGUAAGAAAAAAAGAAGAAAAAAACUCCAUCCAUCGCUCAAAACCCCACUACCCAAAAGUACUCUCUUCAGCACCCUCCACUCCACUAUUAAUUCCUCUUCUCCUCCACCCCACUUUUACUAUCUAACAAGGAAGAUGUCUAAAUUCUUCUUUGUUUUUAUUGCCCUCUUCCUCCCUGCUCUAGUCUCCGGCGGGCGGGAGUCAUGUAGCUGUGAUAAUUCCGAUGGCGCUGCCACCGAGCACAACGCCGCAAAAGAAGCAAUGAAAUACAAGGUGGGGUCGAUUGCGUCGGUGCUGGUGGCCGGCGCUGCAGGGGUGAGCCUUCCUUUGGUGGGGAAAAAGAUCCGGUGUCUGAGACCAGAAAAUGACAUAUUUUUCAUGAUAAAGGCUUUUGCUGCAGGGGUCAUUUUGGGCACUGGGUUCAUCCACAUACUGCCCGAUGCCUUCCAAGAUUUGACCUCCCCCUGUCUCGGCCAAAAUCCUUGGGGCGAUUUUCCAUUUGCGGGCUUCAUUGCAAUGACCGCCUCCAUCGCCACCCUGAUGGUCGACACAUUUGCAACCAGUUUUUACCAGAGACGUCACUUCAGUAAAACCAAGCAGGUAAUUGCUGACCAGGAAAGAGCCGAUGACCAUGCCGGUCACGUGCAUGUUCACACGCACGCCACACAUGGCCACGCUCACGGAUCCGCCGCUGCUCCCACCGGAGAAUUGAGUCUUGCUGACCUAAUCCGCUACCGGAUUAUAUCUCAGGUGUUGGAAUUGGGAAUUGUGGUUCAUUCGGUAAUAAUCGGUAUAUCUCUUGGUGCAUCGCUGAGCCCUGCCACCAUUAAGCCACUGCUGGUAGCUCUGUCUUUCCACCAAUUUUUUGAGGGCAUGGGUCUCGGUGGCUGCAUUUCCCAGGCACAAUUUAGGUGGCGAUCAGCGGCAGCAAUGGCGACAUUUUUCUCACUGACAGCGCCUGUGGGAAUUGCAGUGGGAAUUGGAAUCUCGGGAGUUUACAGAGACAAUAGCCGGACGGCUCUGAUGGUGGAAGGAAGCAUGAACUCAGCAUCCGCAGGGAUAUUGAUAUACAUGGCCCUUGUGGACCUUCUUGCUGCGGAUUUCAUGAACCCAAGGAUGCAAAACAACUUGGGGCUUCAAUUAGGAGCUAAUAUCUCUUUGCUUCUAGGGGCUGCUUGCAUGUCUGUAUUGGCUAAAUGGGCUUGAUCCACUUUUGCACUAUUCUUAGCCCAAUCCAAUCCAAACCUUCUCAAUUUUGAUAGCCAUCAACAAAGAGCAACGCUACCCCCGCUCCCACUUCAGUAACUGCCUUGGCCACCCUUGAGCACACUAGCCAUCAAAAUCAAACUAAUGUUUGAUUUUAUAUUUUUCAAUAGAGUUUUCGUAUAAUAAAAAACCUAUUUUAAAGUGAUUUUUGAAUAUGACAAAAAUAAUUUUAACCAUUUCAAAUUCACAUCAAUUUUUUUAGUAUUGUAUUCAAUGGCCUUAAAUUAUUAAAUUGAGAUGCACACU